Molecule: messenger RNA, 594 nt
Organism: Solea solea (common sole)
Lineage: Eukaryota; Metazoa; Chordata; Actinopteri; Pleuronectiformes; Soleidae
Gene: mrps6
Product: mitochondrial ribosomal protein S6
Exons: 2
Coding region: 142-471 (109 amino acids)
Biological process (GO): translation
Cellular component (GO): mitochondrial small ribosomal subunit; ribosome
Molecular function (GO): small ribosomal subunit rRNA binding; structural constituent of ribosome
Source: RefSeq, a predicted model, not a curated record
AUGUCGUUGUCGCAUUCUUCACACGUCAUCACCAAAGACCUUCCUUGUUCCUCGUGCCAUAACAUGAUCGUCGGGAGGUGACACUGACUCAGAAGCGGCUGAAUAGAUAGUUUGGUUGUCGAGAACUUGGUCGCUGAAGCCAUGCCUCGCUACGAACUGGCUCUGAUUCUGAAGGCGAUGCAGCGACCGGAGACGGCGGCUGCUCUGCGGCGGACAGUGGAGACGCUGAUGGAGCGGGGCGCAGUGGUGAGAGAACUGGAGAACCUGGGAGAGAGACUGUUACCUUACAAAAUCACCAAACACUGCGAGAGGCACAAACGAGGGACUUACUUUCUGGUGGAUUUCUACGCAGCCCCCGACGUCCUGCCAGGCUUACUGAACCACCUGCACCGUGACGUGGACGUGGUGAGGCCUACUGUGCUGAAGAAGGACGCCCAGACUCCUAGCCAAUGCUGUGGCCCCCAACUGUGACUGAAUGUUUCUGCGACUUGUAUCCAGAUGAUGUCCAGUGAGAGGCUUCCUUCCAUCUUUCACAUUUUUCGUUGUGGAUUAUAUGCAUUUUGACAUUAUGUUAUAAUAAACUACUUCUUUCAA